Molecule: messenger RNA, 2907 nt
Organism: Mandrillus leucophaeus (drill)
Lineage: Eukaryota; Metazoa; Chordata; Mammalia; Primates; Cercopithecidae
Product: cadherin-1-like
Exons: 4
Coding region: 225-866 (213 amino acids)
Biological process (GO): homophilic cell-cell adhesion; multicellular organism development; calcium-dependent cell-cell adhesion
Cellular component (GO): catenin complex; adherens junction
Molecular function (GO): cadherin binding; calcium ion binding
Source: RefSeq, a predicted model, not a curated record
AAAAAAAAAAAGUACAUACCUAGAUAAAACCCAAGCAGCUCUGCUCUCUUCACUCAAGGCACUCAAGUGCCUUUAGUUCACUAACAAUUUUAUUCUGGAAUGAGCUUUUUUUCCUCCCCUGAUCUCAUCAUUUCUUUUUAUUGCUUUCUCCAGCCCAAGAAUCUAUCAUUUUGAAGCCAAAGAUAGCCUUAGAGGUGGGUGACUACAAAAUCAAUCUCAAACUCAUGGAUAACCAGAAGAAAGACCAAGUGACCACCUUAGAGGUCAGCGUGUGUGACUGUGAAGGGGUCGCCGGCAUCUGUAAGAAGGCACCGCUUGUCGAAGCAGGAAUGCAAAUUCCUGCCAUUCUGGGGAUUCUUGGAGGAAUUCUUGCUUUGCUAAUUCUGAUUCUGCUGCUCUUGCUGUUUCUUCGGAGGAGAGCGGUGGUCAAAGAGCCCUUACUGCCCCCAGAGGAUGACACCCGGGACAAUGUUUAUUACUAUGAUGAAGAAGGAGGUGGAGAAGAGGACCAGGACUUUGACUUGAGCCAGUUGCACAGGGGCCUGGACGCUCGGCCUGAAGUGACUCGUAACGACGUUGCACCAACCCUCCUGAGUGUCCCCCGGUACCUUCCCCGCCCUGCCAAUCCUGAUGAAAUUGGAAAUUUUAUUGAUGAAAAUCUGAAGGCAGCUGAUAGUGACCCCACGGCCCCGCCUUAUGAUUCUCUGCUCGUGUUUGACUAUGAAGGAAGCGGUUCCGAAGCUGCUAGUCUGAGCUCCCUGAACUCUUCAGAGUCAGACAAAGACCAGGACUAUGAUUACUUGAAUGAAUGGGGCAAUCGCUUCAAGAAGCUGGCAGACAUGUACGGAGGCGGCGAGGAUGACUAGGGGACUCGAGAGAGGUGGACCCUAGACCUCUGUGCUGGGAAAUGCAGAGAUCAUGUUGCUGGUGGUUUUUCAGCUCCCUUCCCUUGAGAUGAGUUUCUGGGAAAAAAAAGAGACUGGUCAGUGAUGCAGUUAGUAUAGCUUUAUAGUCUUUCCACUUUAUAGCUGUAAUCGAUGUGUGUUAGAAAAGUUUUGACUUAUUCCUUGAAGGUUUUUUUUUCCCCCACCACGCUUUACAUGGUGGUGAUGUCCACAAGAUACCCAAAUUUUAAUAUUACAGAAGAACAACUUUAGCAUCAGAAGGUUCACCUAGCACCUUGCAGAUUUUCUUAAGGAAUUUUGUCUCACUUUUAAAAAAAAGGGGAGAAGUCAGCUACUCUAGUUCUGUUUUUCUGUGUAUAUAAUUUUUUUUUUAAUGUGUAUGCUCCUGCUCAUUGCUACAAUGGUUUGUCCCCCUGCCCUUUUUUUUUUUUUUUUUUAAAGACAGGGUCUCAUUCUGUCGGCCAGGCUGGAGUGCAGUGGUGCAAUCACAACUCACAGAAGCCUUGUCCUCCCAGGCUUAAGCAAUCCUUGCACCUCAGCCUCCCAAGUAGCUGGGACCACAGGCAUGUGCCACUAUGCACGACUAAUUUUUUAAAUAUUUGAGACAGGGUCUCCCUAUGUUACCCAGGCUGGUCUUAAACUCUUGGGCUCAAGUGAUCCUCCCAUCUUGGCCUCCCAGAGUGUUGGCAUUACAGGCAUGAGACACUGCAUCUGCCCAGCUCCCCAACUCCCUGCCAUUUUUUAAGAGACAGUUUCGCUCCGUCACCCAGGCCUGGGAUGCAGUGAUGUGAUCAUAGCUCACUGUAACCUCGAACUCUGGGGCUCAAGCAAUUCUCCCAUCAGCCUCCUUUUUAUUUUUUUGAACAGAUGGGGUCUUGCUAUAUUGCCAUGUUAGUCUUAAACUCCUGGCCUCAAGCAAUCCUCCUGCCUUGGCCUCCCAAAGUGCUGGGAUUGCGGGCAUGAGCUGCUGUGCCCAGCCUCCAUGUUUUAAUAUCUACUCUCACUCCUGAAUUCAGUUGCUUUGCCCAAGAUAGGAGUUCUUCGGUGCGGAAAUUACUGGGCCCUUUUAGGGUAAGCAGCUCAUGUCUUCGUCUGGCCACAUCUUGACUAGGUAUUGUCUACUCUGAAGACUUUUAAUGGCUUCCCUCUUUCAUCUCCUGAGUAUGUAACUUGCAAUGGUCAUCUAUCCAGUGACUUGUUCUGAGUAAGUGUGUUCGUUAAUGUUUAUUUAGCUCUGAAACAAGAGUGACAUACUCCAGGACUUAGAAUAGUGCCUAAAAUGUUGCAGCCAAAGACAGAGUGGAACUAGGAAAAGUGGGCUUGGAGAUGGCAGGAGAGCUUCUCAUUGAGCCUGGCAAUUUAGCAAACUGAUGCCGAGGAUGAUUGAGGUGGGUCUACCUCAUCUCUGAAAAUUCUGGAAGGAAUGGAGGAGUCUCAACAUGUGUUUCUGACACAGGAUCUGUGGUUUGUACUCAAAGCCCAGAAUCCCCAAGUGCCUGCUUUUGAUGAUGUCUACAGAAAAUGCUGGCUGAUCUGAACACAUUUGUCCAAUUCCAAAUGUGCAUAGAAAACUGAGAAUAUUCGAAAUUCUAAACAUUUUUCUUAGGAGCAAGAAGAAAAUGUGGCCCUAAAGGGGGUUAAUCGAGGGAUGGGGGGGUGGAGAGGAUCUUGAUUUGGAGCUCUUUUUAUUUAAAUGUGAAUUGCAACUUUUUGACAAUCAAAGAAAAGACUUUUAUUGAAAUAGCUUUACUGUUUCUCAAGGGUUUGGGAGAAAAAAAUCAACCCUGCAAUCACUUUUUGGAAUUGUCUUGAUUUUUCUAAAGUUCAAGCUGUAUCGAAUAUAGUUCUAUGUAGAGAAUGUCACUGUAGUUUUGAGUGUGUACGUGUGUGGGUGCUGAUCAUUGUAUAUUUUCUUUAGGGGUGGAAAAGGAAAACAAGCUGAGAAAAGUAUUCUCAAAGAUGAAUUUUUAUAAAUUUUAUUAAAGAAUUUUGUUAAACCAUU